Molecule: messenger RNA, 2546 nt
Organism: Ciona intestinalis (vase tunicate)
Lineage: Eukaryota; Metazoa; Chordata; Ascidiacea; Phlebobranchia; Cionidae
Source: RefSeq, a predicted model, not a curated record
UUAAGGCCGUAAUUCUGCAUUGGAUUUAAGUUAGGUGUGGUAAAAUGGCCAUGGUAGGAACAUUUUCUAUUAAUGGAACAUGUAAAGUUAAAGAACAAACUCACAGUACUGAUCAUUCAUCUGAUCUUCUUCAAUUUGCCAACAAGUCACGACAAGAUGGUCGUUUUAUUGACAUUAUCAUUGUUGUAGGAAGGAAAAAAAUCCCAGCAAGCAAAAUGGUUCUUUCUUGCCAUUCUGGAUAUUUCGAUACCAUGUUUGAAACAGAAAUGGAAGAAAAACAUAGAGAUGUUGUUAAACUUCGUGGUGUAGACGCGAAAAGUCUGGAGAAACUUGUUGAUUUCAUGUACACAGGAAAAAUCAAAAUUAACACCAACAAUGUAUGUCGACUUCUUGCAGUUUCUGAUUUCCUGCAUAUGCAUUCUAUUAGAAAUAUUUGCAUUGAGUACUUGUUGACAACAGUCUCGCCACAAAAUUGCUUCACAAUUCAAGCUUUGGCUGAAUGUUACACCAUUCCACAGUUAACUGAAAAAUCCAACAAAUUUGUUGUUGAAAAUUAUCAACAACUUGUCUCUAGUGAUCAAUUUAGGAGACUUUCGAAAGAUGAUGUCAUCCGGUUACUACAAUCAACAUAUGACGCUGUUUCUCCAGAUUUGGUUUACACUGCUGUUAUGAACUGGGUGAAGUUUGAUUCAAACGAAAGUUACUUGAACGAAGUCAUUAAAUUUGUUGAUUUUCAUACAAUGUCGCCAGAGAUGCUUGAAGAUGUGGUCUCUGUAGAGCCUCUUGUUCGAAAACUUCCUGUGUCAGAUUGUUCAUUCCAUGAUGCUUUGAUUGAACUUGUAAAGAAAACGGGGCAGAGUCGCGUUCCUGUUCAAGAUAAUGGAUUGGGAACCAGAGACUUACCCGUUUUGGAAGAGAAAUCUCUCAUAUCACUUGGUGGUAAGAACACUCUAACCAAAGUGACAAAGUUCGAUUUAGAAACAGAACAAUGGAGUCAACUUCCAGAUUUACCAGUUGGGCGAGAUGAUGCAGCAGCCGUUGUCAUCGAUGAUGUUCUGUAUUAUACCGCGGGUAAUUUAAAAACUGAUGGCGAAGAUACAGCAACCAACAUUGUUCAUCGAAUGAAAUUAAAGGAAAAGGUUUUAAAAUGGGAGAAGGUAGCUUCAACGAGAGUUAAAAGAUGGGGAUUUGGUGCAGCUGUUUUUAAUGGUAUCAUCUUUGUAUUUGGCGGGGGUGAUGGUAAUAAUAAAAGACUUUCAUCUGGAGAAUCUUAUGUUGUUUCACUUAACAAGUGGAUUCGUAUUAAACCCAUGAGGAUUGCAAGAAGUACUCAUUCUGUUGUUGCUUACAAUGGUCAUUUAUAUUCACUUGGUGGGAAAAAAUUAUGUUCAGUUGAACGAUAUGAUCCAUCAUUAAAUGAAUGGGAAGAUGUUGCUCCAAUGCAAACACCACGAAGUUCCUUUGUUGCUGUGGUUCUUAACAAUACUAUUUACGCCAUUGGUGGUUAUGAUGGAAAUCAACGUCUUAAAUCAGUUGAGAAAUACAAUGUUGAAGAUGACACAUGGGUUUAUGUGGCGAGUAUGAACUUCGAGAGAUAUGUUCAUGCAGCUUGUGUUGCACAAAACAAGAUUUAUGUAUUGGGAGGUGUGGAUUCAAAUGACACAUUUGUGAAAUUAAUUGAAUGUUACGAUGAUCAAACGGACAAGUGGAGCGUUGUUGGUGAAACUGAAGCUGAAUUAUGCUGCCAUUCUAUGGUUGCUGUUUAAAUAGAAAGCGAUAAACAGCUUUCAGUUACAUGGGUAGCCUAAGUUACAUAUUUACUGUUGCAUUACUAAAGCUUAAGCCCUAUGCUUAUCAUAUACCUUUAUAUAUAACACAGGGUAUGGCCCUUAAAGAAUACCUGUGGUAUUUUAAUAAAAUAUAUAGAAGCUUCAUAAAGACCUACAUUUGUUUUAGUUUAUUAGACCUGCAUUUAAACCAUAUCGGUUGAAUUAGAAUGGAUUUAACUACUUUAGACUACAUUUUCAUCUAAUGUAUUUGUUAUAGCCUACAUCAAAUAAUAAUGUUUAACAAAAUAUUCACUGUAUUAUUACUUGUUUGGUGUAACAAUACUUUUUAUUUAAGUCUUGUACUUAUGUUUAACCUUAGCGUAUUAUAACGACUGCUUGUUUUAUCGUUGCUUUCCGUCUUUUAGAUUUCAUAAACUAUUCUGAUUUACCCCACUUUAACAGAAAGAACAAAAUAUAGGUAUGUAAUAUUCAAAAUAUAUCUUUAUAAUCGAAGCAAAAUUUAAGUUUAGGAGAUUUUAAGAAUGUGACAUGGAUUAAAAAAUAUUAGGUAUUAGUCUUGAUUGCUACUAAAACUAAAAAAAUGCCUUUAGCUAUUUACCAUAUUUAAGCUCGUAUUACUUUGUUCACUAUCGUUUCAAUUUGUUUGCGACCAUUUAACUUAGUGUAAGUUAUGCGUUUUGGUAGUUUUAUCCAUAGCGUGUUUGCUUUUAAUUUUUGUGUCACAUUUAUAUUUUAAUAAACUUUUGAUUAAUUAGC